CUGUCAAAACGGAGAAAUUCCAACUUGUCGGUGCUACCCUAUCUCCGACGUCCGCUGGCCGGUGUUUCAUUUGUUCUUCGAAUACAUUUAUUACCAGAUUCUGAACAUUCUUCUUAGAACCGUAACAUAUGCAAAGAAUAUCAGAAACAACAAAGAAUUAUUUAUAUCAAUAUACAUCAUCAAUAGAUGUCUUCUUUUCAAGUCUAAAUGGAAAUUUUACACAGAACAGAUACAAUACUGUUUAUAUAAAGCUAAGAUGGACUACAGAUAAAUAUUUCUCUGGAACUGUUGUCAUACCAACUCUUGUUUACUUCACUGCUUUGAUUGUUUGCCCACUGAUCUUGCAUUACACUUUCACUUUUCCACUGUGUAAGAUGAUUUUACAUAGUUCUUAAACUUGGAAGAAUUUUCAAAGAAAUUUACAGCAUUCUCAGAUCACACUUGAUGAAAAUAUAGUAGUAAUAUUUAUUAGGAAUAAAGUAUAUUGUGGUAAGAAAAGGAAAAUUAUGGAAAAGGAAUUAAGUGAGAACAUGGCUAAAUGUGAGACACAGACCAAAAGGAUUGAUUUUCCUGAUGGUGAAAAGAAUGAGAAAGGGAAAACCUCAUACAAUUGUGAUAUCUGUGGCACAUCAUUCUCUCGAAAUAGCAGCUUAGCCAAUCAUAAAUGUAUUCAUACAGGAGAGAAACCAUAUCAGUGUGAUAUCUGUGAUAAAUCAUUCUCUCUGAAAGGUAACCUAAUAACUCAUCAACGUAUCCAUACAGGAGAGAGGCCAUAUCACUGUGAUGUCUGUGGCAAAUCAUUCUCUCAAAGUGUUCACUUAACAAAACACAUACGCAUUCACACAGGGGAAAAGCCGUAUUUCUGUGACGUCUGUGGUAAAUCAUUCUCCGAGAAUGGUACCUUAACUAGACAUAAACGUAUUCAUACAGUAAAGAAACCAUAUCAAUGUGAUAUCUGCAAGAAAUCAUUCUCUGAUGGAAUCCGUUUCACUAAACACAAGCGCAUUCAUACAGGAGAGAAACAAUAUCACUGUGAUAUCUGUGGUAAAUCAUUCUCUCGUAGAUAUACUCUAAUGAGCCAUAAUCAUAUUCAUACAGGAGAGAAACCAUAUCACUGUGACAUCUGUGGUAAAUCUUUUUCCCUUGGACGUGUUUUAACUACUCACAAGCGCAUUCAUACAGGAGAGAAGCCAUAUCGUUGUGAUAUCUGUGAUAAAUCAUUCUCUGAAGCUGGUCACUUAACAAGACACAAACGCAUUCAUACAGGACUGAAGCUAUAUCACUGUGAUACCUGUGAUAAAUCGUUCUCCCAAAAAGAUAACUUAAUUACUCACCAACGUAUUCAUACAGGAGAGAAACCAUAUCACUGUGAUAUCUGUGGUAAUUCAUUCUCGCAUAGAUAUUCCCUAACUAUUCACAAACAUCUUCAUACAGGAGAGAAACCAUAUCAUUGUGAUGUCUGUGGUAAUUCGUUUUCUUAUGGGCAUACUUUAGCUACUCACAAACACAUCCACACUGGAGAGAAACCAUAUCACUGUGGUGUCUGUGGUAAAUCAUUCUCGGAAAGUAGUUACUUAACUAAACACAAGCGCAUUCAUACAGGAGAGAAACGAUAUCACUGUGACGUCUGUGGUAAAUCCUUCUCUCAAAAACAUAACUUAGUCACUCACAAACGAAUUCAUACUGGAGAAAAACCAUAUCACUGUGAAAUCUGUGGUAAAUCCUUUUCUGGACGCGUUUACUUAACUAAACAUAAGCGCACACAUACAGGAAGGAAACCUUAUCACUGUGAUGUCUGUGGUGAAUCAUUUUCUCAAAAACGUCAAUUGAGUGAACAUGCUUCUACUCAUACAGAACAGUAACUUUAUUGAAAUAUAGAGACAUAGUAUGUACAGUGUAACAAGCACUGCAUGUAUAACUCUACUUUUUCUUGAUCUUAUUAUGACCCUACAUUUUGCUGAAUAAAUUGUUUCUGUUUUAUUGUUCAUCGGUGUAAUCAAUAGUUUUAUCACCAAUGGAUAAUGUCUCAUUGGAAUAGUCUAGAAACUUUAUGAAUACCCAUUACAAGUACCCUACAUAAUAUUUGUAUCUUUUAUGCUCUCAAAUAUGCUAACUUCUUUCUUAGUGUUUUGAAUAUAUUUAAACAGGAAAAUUCUCAACUAAAAAGAAUAUGAAGGAAGGAUUUAAUUAAAAAGAAUUGAUGAUGGUGCAACAUUAAAAUUACUGGUGAUGUACCAUGAAAAAAAGCACUGGUGUUGGGAGUCAUGUAAAAAGCACCCAGUACAUUCUGAAAAGUAGUUGGUGUUAUGAAGGGCAUCCAACUGUAGAAACCAAGCUAAAACAGACUGUGGAACCUGGUGACUUGACAGGUGCCUUGCCAGCUCCUGUCAAGCUGUCCACCCCUGCCAGCAUGGAAAAUGGACACGCAACAAUGAUGAUGAUCAAUAUUGAUACAUUGGAGUAGACACACGACUUCAUCAGUCAUGAAUGACCAUGGGUGCACCUAAGAGGUUCCCCUCCAGGGUACAAGUCUGGGCGGAAAGUCCCCUCACCGGCAAACACACAACCUAGGGUUGUUUUUAUGGAACACUCGCAGUUGCCCAUGCAUACCAGCCUCCCCUCUCCACGCCACCAAUGUUAUCCAAGGGAAAGGCAAAGGAGCCAAUACAGCUUCACACCAGUGACGUCACAGCUCAUUUCUACAGCUGAGUGAACUGGAGCAAUGUGAAAUCAAGUGUCUUGCUCAAGAACACAACAUGCUGCCCAGUCCG
Messenger RNA from Octopus bimaculoides (California two-spot octopus), 2771 nucleotides. RefSeq lists its product as uncharacterized. NCBI's taxonomy places the organism in Eukaryota, Metazoa, Mollusca, Cephalopoda, Octopoda, Octopodidae. Gene Ontology annotation, biological process: regulation of transcription by RNA polymerase II. The record is from RefSeq and is a predicted model, not a curated record. Gene Ontology annotation, molecular function: DNA-binding transcription factor activity, RNA polymerase II-specific; RNA polymerase II cis-regulatory region sequence-specific DNA binding.